AUGGGUUCCCCGAGUGGACCCCUCCGACCCCGAGCGUCGUCAAAUUUCAUGGGCAUCCGCGCAUCCGGGUUCCCGCCGUCCAUGACACCGCAAGAAAAGCAUCUCUUCUCAACCCACGUCAACACGGCCACGACACGCCUCUCGAGCACGAUGGCCGCCAGCGAGACGGGCGAGGGCUACGUGGGCCACGAGAUCCAAUUUUCCUGGCACUGA
Messenger RNA from Colletotrichum scovillei, 213 nucleotides. RefSeq lists its product as uncharacterized. NCBI's taxonomy places the organism in Eukaryota, Fungi, Ascomycota, Sordariomycetes, Glomerellales, Glomerellaceae. The record is from RefSeq and is a predicted model, not a curated record. The transcript is spliced from 2 exons. The coding region runs from base 1 to 213 and encodes 70 amino acids.